AUGGCAGACGGAGGAGUGGAGCUGACCGAUGCCGUGUUGCGCUCCUUCAGCGUCGCUCGCAACUUUGCCCCGCAGGAGGAUGAAGAUCCGAACGUUCAGAUCACGUCGCUGGACUUCCACCGCAACGGCGAGCGGUGCGUCACGAGUCGCAGAGAUGGUGUUAUGUCCAUGAUUAACUGCUUGAGUGGAACUGUUGCCAAGACGAUCUUGACGAAGCGAUACGGCGUAGGCAUUGUGAGGUUUACCCAUCACCUGGACUGUGUGAUCUUCUCAUCGGCUAACACUGCGAAUGAUCACCGCAUUCGGUAUCAUUCGUUCUUCGACAACAAGUUUCUUCGCUACUACACUGGCCACACCGAUAGGGUCACGUCGCUGAUGAUGCACCCCACUGCAGACCAAUUCCUCUCCGCUGGAAUGGACGGUACGAUUCGACUCUGGGAUAUCCGCAAUUCAGAUACAACGGCUAUCAUUCGAACCGACCACUCGCCAGUCUCGCACGUUUGCGCUGCGUAUGACCAGGAGGGCGUGGUGUUCGGUGUGUACACUGGUGACCACCUAAUUCGCAUGUAUGACGCGCGAAACUAUCAGGAAGGACCAUUUGCCAAAUUCUCGCUGUACGACGCGUCAAUUAUGGCAGGAGUGGAGCCGUUCCUCGCACACAUACAGGCUCCGAGUUUGAGCACGAAGAAGCUUCAUGCUCUUGACCUCAAGUUCAGUCCCGAUGGAAACCAGUUGCUUGUUACGACGAAUCGCGGAGUGUUUCUUCACCUGGAUGCGUUUGAGGGCAAGCUUCUGCAUCUUUUCAAGGAACACGGAUUGACGCUGAGUCAGCGUGGCGACCCUCAACUUGGUUGUUGCUAUUCAGCUGAUGGUGCCUAUGUGGUCACCGGGGCGGAAGAUGGUCGAGUGUUUUUCUAUAAGAGCGCAGCUGGUCAGUACGUGCAUUCUUUCCCUCAAGGUCACAAUGGUCCCGUGCUGGACUUGCAGUGGAAUCCAAAACGUCACCUACUAGCGAGUGCUGGAGGCAACUCUUCCGUGUUAUGGUCAGCGACUGGAAUCUGA
Molecule: messenger RNA, 1062 nt
Organism: Phytophthora infestans T30-4
Lineage: Eukaryota; Oomycota; Peronosporomycetes; Peronosporales; Peronosporaceae
Exons: 6
Coding region: 1-1062 (353 amino acids)
Cellular component (GO): Set1C/COMPASS complex
Molecular function (GO): chromatin binding; protein binding
Source: RefSeq, a predicted model, not a curated record